AUGUGCAUGAUGUUGUUGAUAUUAUUGGCAAAUCAAGUUAAGAGACAUUGUCUUGUUGUGUGCAUUAAACACUUGCACAGUGAUAUGUAUCUGCGCUUGGCAUAUGAAGUAGUUGCAACUUGCAAUCUCAAUCAACAUACUUCUCCGGUUUCAUCUACAUCUUUGUUGACAUUUUUCUUAGUGCCGAAUGAAUAUUUUAUGGAUUUAUGCUCGAUGCGUUCAUUCGCCUCGAUGGAUAUGCUUCGUUAUACUCAACAGGCUAAAAGGGCGAUGACUCGAAAAUGCGUAAAAACAACUGAUUAA
Molecule: messenger RNA, 303 nt
Organism: Clunio marinus
Lineage: Eukaryota; Metazoa; Arthropoda; Insecta; Diptera; Chironomidae
Source: the annotation of a GenBank genome assembly